This is a messenger RNA of Osmia bicornis bicornis, 3112 nucleotides long. RefSeq lists its product as uncharacterized. NCBI's taxonomy places the organism in Eukaryota, Metazoa, Arthropoda, Insecta, Hymenoptera, Megachilidae. The transcript has 10 exons. Bases 355 to 2904 code for a protein of 849 amino acids. The record is from RefSeq and is a predicted model, not a curated record.
ACGCUUUUUAAAUUGAAAAAAAAAAAAAAUAGUUAUUUCGUUUGAUGAAAAAGCAAAGUAUACUGUGCGCAUGCGCGGGGAAACGCGCCUGCGCCAUGAAUCAAUGUUGUACAACCGUGCAUGUAGCGCAGAGAUAUGCAAGGGGGCUCGAGGUUCCCCUACUUUAUACAUUUUCCCCUCGAAUAGAUUGUGACAGAGGAAGAUAGACUCUGUUCUCUACCUUGUUUAUCAUAAACUAUUCGAGGGGAAACGAGAGAAAGUGGGAGAAGUCCAUAGCUCCCUUGGACAUCUCUGAUGUAGCGUAGUAGAAACGUGAACAGCGUAUUCUUAGUAGACCGGAGCGCAUCCGGCGCGAUGCUGGUGUGCGGUGUUUUCCGUACUGUGUUAUCGGUUUCUUUCGGCGCAAUCGUACAAAUCCUAAUAUUUCUACAAGAAAAUUCAAACAUCCUGAGAGUACAAGCUUCCCUUCCACCGGGAGCUGAGGACGAGAUUAUAUUAAUCGAACACCUGCCUGGACGAAGGGUUCAUCUUCAAGACUUCUUCUGGACCGACGCUAAAGAUGCUCCACCAUGGGUGGAUCCUAAUCAAGGAUUGACCUUUUAUGAAACUAGAACAAUUCAUCAUACGGUAACGCUUUACUCACCUGUCGAAGAUAAAGAUAAUCAUGAACCAAUAUCCCCGCAUCGAACUGACUCUUACGACCCAAAGUGUACUUCCUGUAUCGAACCAACCCCUACAUUUGACGAGGACGAGGAUCAAAAUAUCGGAGUUCUUAUCGGAGAAGAUCCUGGGCCUAGGUACUGGUUGCUGACAGUAUUACGAGCUGGUGAAACUGUACCGCCUAAGAUCGAAUUGAGAUUAGCACGUUUAUAUAGAACCGCAUUCUCGAGACAACAGCAACGUCACUUAGGUCUUUUGCAAACAGAUCCAAGACUUCGAAGGGUGGCAAGAGAUCAAACACUUGUUGAAAGAAAGCCAGACGUUGCCCAUAGCCAGAAAGAAAUGAUUGAGAAAAGUAAAUUAACAGCUCGAACAGAUUCAGAAUUCCAAAUAUCCAAGUUCAGAAAUACUCUUCUACCAAAACCUGACAUCAGUAAUAUCGAGAAUCACAAAGAUCAUACUUCAGUGGACGAGUACUUGAAAACGUCGAGUCUCAUUCAAGAAGAAGUAUUAAAUGAAAAUGUAUCUACAACUACACCAGUGGAUUUCAACGAAAGUACUACCGAGUAUAUAGAUGUAUCCUCUAAUUCAUCUUCUUUGUCACCAUUUUCCUUGAGUAAUCGUUCCAAACAGCAGAUAUUAAACAAUAUUAGUACAGAGCAGACAAACGUGAAUAAACGUUCAGAGUUCCGUUUGUUGGAUCAUCCUGGAGAUCAAACCGUUCAAGUUAGAAUGCAAAAUACAAGCGUGACCGAAAGUGGUGCUACCAAGUUGAUCUAUUCUGUUCACUUAGGUGGCAAACCUGUGCCUGCUGAAACAGCAGCCAGAGAUAUGGCUCUGUUAUCACCUCAGGAAGUCGCACUGGAGCUUGGUGCACCAGUUAUUAUUCAAAGUGAGCCUUAUUUGAAAGAAACUCAACCACUGGCUCUUUCGAGAAGAAGGGAUGCCUGGUUGUUAAUUGGUGCAGCAAGUGCAGGUUUUAUUCUCUUAGCCUUGAUUGUUGCGGGAUUAAUUUUUGCGGCAAAAAGAAAAAGAGCGCAUAGCGCGGUAGCUGCGCCACCGACUCAUCAUCUUCUGAAGAAGAAACGGGAUUACAUACAAGCCACUGCCGAUCUUGACAAUGCUUUCUCGACAUCAGAAGUAGAAGCCAAAACUGACGGUACCAGUCACAGACAGACUCCUGGCAGUUUAUCGAGGACUCCGGUGUCUCUUGAAAGUCCUGACAGUCUAGACGCAAGUAUUCACGAGGUUUCAAGCGACAACGACGAGGAACAGAAAAGAAAGGCGCGUGAACCAAGCCCAUGGGAACAUCCUCCGAAGAGAUCGAGAUUAGCACAUGGGAGAAUGUCUGAGACAAAUGUUAUGGAUACGUCUAGGACUUCCGAUUCAACAGAUGUGAUUGCCGAUCACUUAGAAACUUUUGAUUCUUUGGAAAACAAUUAUAGCAGGCAAGACGAAGAAGCCACUGCUUCGCCGCAUUCUUACCUCUCCAUGCCCUCUUGCAAACAGUUCCCCAGCAUGAAAAGCGUCGAGCCACUUUCCAGAGUUCUUGAACCAGUUAUGGUGAAACAUUUGGACAUAGAUUCUCCAGAACUGGCGAGACGGGAUAACGAUUACGCGAAUGUUUUCAGAGGAGAUGAACCAAUUGAUAGAAUUUUUGCGCGAACUUCAAGCGCGAUCAGAGAUCCUGGAGUUGUGGGUCCUAUUGUUUGGAAUCUUCGUAGACAGCACAUGUCCACAGAAGGUAAUGGUACAUCUGGAACCGAUGUUGAUCCAACGUAUGUAGCACCAUCUGGUCCUGUAGGAAGAGCAAGAAGAAGGCUUCACGAGCUGCUGGAGGAUUCCUUCAGUCUUUUUGGAAGUAGAGAUCCAAAGAAUGAGCAGUCAACUCGACCAACUUCCGCGAUACAUGCCCCAGAUGUCCUUACAAUUUUUUCAGAGACCAAAGGAAGAUCUAUCUAUAUCAGUCCUACGACAACACCGGUAACCGAAAUCAAGCCAAGACCCCGUACUUCAUUACCGGGAAAAUCCGUCGAGGAAAGUGUUAAUGAACAUUGUAAACCACCUCAGUCUCGUAGCGGUUGGGGGAGCAGACCAUUGAGUGCUGGUCCGUUUCAUAGACCUAAUUUACCAGAUAUAGACACAAGACGUAUACUUACUGACUGUCAACUUUCGCCAGAGGAUCCGGCAGUACCAUUGAUAGCCUCGAUUAAAAAAGAAUUGGACAAAUUCUCUCCACGAUAAAUGAUCACGUUGGUGAGUGAUAGCAAGGUCUUUUUAAUCCUUGAAAGUUAGGAAUGCAUACAUUCGAUGCUAGAUAUAUUUAAAUCGGUAUUUAAAAAUUAUACUCGUGUAAAUAUUUCAGGAAUUUUUUAUACGUACACUUUUUAUUGAUAAUGUUUGUAUUAUCACAUCGAACGUAUUUAUAUAAACUUAUUCAUUCUAACAUCCG